AUGCAUCUCACAGACCUGAGCUUUGUUCAAUGUAAUUUACAAAAUUCCAGAGCUGCAACUGCUUUAAUGUUUCAGACACAGUUUCAUAAGAAUAUUCCUAUUGCACUUUUACAAGACUGUCAUAUUAAUCGAGAUAAUACACUAACUGGCUCCACCACACAGAAUAAAAUUUACAAUUCUAUUAAUAUGAAAGCCACAAUAGUCUAUAAUGGUCCACUAACACCAACAUUAUGGAAAGCCACUCAACAUACAGUCUCAAUAGUAAUUAACUGUCAAGAUGGUGACAUCUUUAUCACUUCAGCUUACUUUCCUCCUAGUACCGACAUAGAUCGAAUUCUUCCUGAAUUGGACUAUUUAAGAUUCCUUAAAUUCACAAAUAUUAUUAUUGGAGGAGAUUUCAAUGCUUCAAGUAGUCUCUGGGGUUCGCCUAUUGAAGAUUCACGUUCAGCGCAGCUCUUAGACUUUGUAGAAUCCAAUAGACUAGUAAUAAUCAAUGACACUAAUGCACCUCCUACCUUUCAAACCAUACGUGCCAAAGGAUGGCCAGAUGUUACAAUAGCAUCAGAGAGUAUAGCUAGAAAAAUUGGCAAUUGGACGGUUACAGACUGGAUAACAUUAAGUGAUCAUAAUGCCAUCACCUUUACUCUUCACUGUACAUUACAAUAUCAACAAAAGAGAAGAUUUAAGACUAAUUAUGGAGGACAAAAUAAGCUUAAACGUUGUCUGCUUCCUUUCAUUCCUGAACUGAUUAUUAAACUUGAUGUUUGCAAUAGUGCUAUAGAUUUAGAUGAGGCCUAUGAUAGUUUUAUUUAUGAAAUUAUUACAGCCUGCCAUAGAACUUUCAAAACUAAGCAAGUUAAAAUUAGGAAUAACGCAUCUUGGUGGACUCCAGACCUAGCUAAAGAGCGAAAGAUUCUACGAAAGCAAAGACGCCAAGCACAAGCCGCAACACUCCCUGAAAUUAGGAUGGAACUUUUUAGUCGCUAUAAGAAAUCACAAGCUCUUUAUAAAAAACAUAUAAAUUAUGCCAAAGAAACAUCAUGGAAAAAUUAUUGCACACGCACUGUUGAGCGUUAUGGCAAUAUUUUUCAUAUUGCAAUGGACAAAGUUUUCCGUCCUACUCUCCUACCCUCUGAUAUUUUAAAUACAGCUAAAAGUCCAGAGGACACCAUCCGAUUUCUUCUGACUAAUAUUUUUCAAAAGGACACCUCUACAGAAGACACUACAAGCCAGGCAGAACUGCGAAGUAAUUUUGAUAAUUACAUAUAUCAUAAACCUACUAUGGAAACCCAUGCCUAUCUUUCUGAAGCAAAUACAUCAUCCGCUUUCAAUCCGCCAAAGCACCAGGACCUGACGGCGUGGAUAACAUGA
This is a messenger RNA of Stegodyphus dumicola, 1371 nucleotides long. RefSeq lists its product as uncharacterized. The record is from RefSeq and is a predicted model, not a curated record. NCBI's taxonomy places the organism in Eukaryota, Metazoa, Arthropoda, Arachnida, Araneae, Eresidae.